Molecule: messenger RNA, 2964 nt
Organism: Colossoma macropomum (tambaqui)
Lineage: Eukaryota; Metazoa; Chordata; Actinopteri; Characiformes; Serrasalmidae
Gene: zbtb47a
Product: zinc finger and BTB domain containing 47a
Exons: 7
Coding region: 388-2430 (680 amino acids)
Biological process (GO): regulation of transcription by RNA polymerase II
Cellular component (GO): nucleus
Molecular function (GO): RNA polymerase II cis-regulatory region sequence-specific DNA binding; protein binding; DNA-binding transcription factor activity, RNA polymerase II-specific
Source: RefSeq, a predicted model, not a curated record
CGCGUUUUGACACGUUCAGUCCUCUCUCUCCUUCAAAACACUGCCCCUGUCCAUUCCGCACCGAACCAGGACACCCGAGCCAUCCCCGGCUUUUGAAGCCUCCCGCACCAAAAGCAUGUCUGGAUUAUGGCAUCCCUGUCGCUUUAACGCUCCAGACGGAGCGCCCCAUAUGAUUUUGGAGCUCCAAUCACCACUUGCCCUCCGCCAAAGGCAGCCGCCGAUCACUCUGCAUGCAAACAUGGCGAGAAAGAACCGCCGUCCGAAUCAAAGGACGCCGUUUAAAUACAAAGAGUAGCCUUUCUGUUCUGUUGGACAGGAGCCGUCCGAGCGCUGAGGAGGGGGAACCAAACGGAGCUCCUUGGAAGCAGCUAACGCCUCCGGAUCGCAAUGCUGAUAGUGGAGAAGACUGCUGACCUCCCGUCUGUGGAGUACUCUGUGGUGGAGGAUGUGGCCCUUCACUGCACCUUCCUGAUGGACCGUCUGAACGAGCAGCGCCUGCUGCAGCCGGACCUGUGCGACGUGGACAUCGUGCUGCUGCGCCACAAGGCCACCUUCCAGGCCCACAAGGGCGUGCUGGCGGCCUACAGCCCCUUCUUCCACUCGCUGUUCGCCUCCAGCAAGGAGCUGCAGCGUGUGGAGCUGUCGCUGGAGGCGCUCCGGCCGCAGGGCCUGCUGCAGAUCCUCAACUUCAUCUACACCUCCAAGCUGCUGGUGAACAGUGGAAAUGCACAGGACGUGCUCCGCGCUGCCACCGUGCUGCAGAUGAGCAACAUCGCCUCGUCCUGCCGCGAGCUCAUCUCCCGUGGCUCGCUGCACGCCCGGCCCACUCCAGCAGAUCUGCCUAGGCACCAGGAUGCUGACGACAAGGCCUGGAGCAACGGCAACAGUGGCAAUGGAGGCAGCGGCUCGGCGGGCUCUGCUGGCCUAGGCACCAGCUUUUAUGUGGAGAUCAAGGAGGAGCAGGACCUGUCCAGCGCCAAGAUCUUUGCAGGGAAAGGCGAGAGGAGUCCGUAUGCUGUUCACAUCGGAGAUGGACAGGCGGGACAGUCAUGUAAGGUGGAGGAAAAACCGGAGGUGUCAAGAGAUUCCGAUGACCUUGCAACGUUCAACAGAGAGCAGAUUAUCGUGGAGCUGAAUCUGAACAACCAGACCCUCAAUGUGUCCAAAGGUCUGGAAGGGGGCAGCUCUUCCCCUACUGCAACUCCUUCUGGCUUUGAGACAGAGGAGAAGGACAACAUGGAUUCAGAGGAAGAAGAUGACCAAAGCGAAGGUGAUGAUGAGGCACCUGGAGGUACCAGCGAAGAAGAAGAGGCUGAGGUCCUCAACCUGCCUGAGUUCCUCCCUCAGAGGUCGCGCAGACAGACCAGGACCUCCAUGGACACCAUGGCGACGGUUACUAUGAGAACGAGCAUGAGAGUGAGGCGGGGUGGUGGCGGGAGUAGGCGUGGUGAGGAGGAGGAGGAGGAAGAUGAGGGUCUGGGGCAGGACGCACAAAUGAAGGAGAGGCGGAGCUUCCCAUGCAUGAGGUGCCCGCGGGUCUUCACCAGCGGCUGGGACAUGGAGAAGCACGUGAGCGUCGCACACAGCCACAUGCAGGUGUGCGACAAGUGUGGCAAGCGCUUCCUUUUGGACAGCGAGCUGGUGCUGCAUCAGCAGACUGACUGUGAGAAGAACAUACAGUGUCUUGCGUGUGGCAAAGACUUCAAGAAGCUCUGGUCCCUGCAUGAGCACAAUAAAAUUGUCCAUGGCUACGCUGAGAAAAAGUUUACUUGUGAGAUAUGUGAGAAGAAGUUCUUCACUAUGGCUCACGUUCGCAAACACAUGAUCGCUCACACAAAAGAGAUGCCAUUCACCUGCGAGACCUGUGGCAAGUCCUUCAAACGGAGCAUGUCUUUGAAAGUUCAUUUUCUCCAACAUUCAGGAGAGAAGCCCUUCAGGUGUGAGAAUUGCAAUGAGCGUUUUCAGUACAAGUACCAGCUACGAUCUCAUAUGAGUAUCCACAUCGGACACAAGCAGUUCAUGUGUCAGUGGUGCGGCAAGGACUUCAACAUGAAGCAGUACUUUGAUGAGCACAUGAAAACCCACACAGGAGAGAAGCCGUACAUAUGUGAGAUCUGCGGGAAGAGCUUCACCAGUCGACCCAACAUGAAGCGACACCGGCGCACUCACACCGGAGAGAAGCCGUAUCCGUGCGAGACGUGCGGCCAGCGCUUCCGCUUCUCCAACAUGCUGAAGGCCCACCGAGAGAAAUGCUUUUCGGUCAGCAACCUGCCAGCCUCUGAGGCCUCUCCCACUGAGUAUGACUCCGCGGAGUGUAAAGACACUGGCCUACCUGCUCAUUCAGCAGCAGCAGUGCCGCAGUACCCCUCACACCUGCUUCCUCUGCCGCCUCUGUUCCCCAACGCAAGGACCGACUCUAGCGAGGCCUAGCUAAGGUUCUGUGUUCCCGUCAGGCUACAGGUACUCGUUGUGUAGCGUGUUAGGCUUUUCUAUGUGUGUGUAUUAGGGAUGGGCAUUUUCAAUAUUCAUCAAUAACUGAAUAGUAAUGUGAUUAUCAAUCAAAUGGACAUCUUUACAGCACAACCACAAACACAAAUACCCUAUAUGAAGCAUAAAAAUGAUUCAGCAAUUGACCUGUCAAUGCUCCGCCCACAAAAGCAUUUUGGAUUGGUUUGUAGCUACUUUAGUACUGUUGAGCAAGCUCGACAGAAUGUUGACAAAAAGCUCAUUGAACCUAAUGAAACAUUUUUACUCACAACUGAUUUUGUCAAAAUACUUAUAAUUAGAGUGUUUUGUUACUUUCAAAUGAUGCGCAUGCGAAGAAAAUAUCUUUUAGAAAUUAAUAAUGCACUUUAUUUAGCAGGUUGGAACCCUCAGAGAACAGAAAACAGAUCCCAGCUUGUAUUUAAACUCUGCAAGUAUUGCAGUUUACUUUUGUGCAAUUGUUAAGUUUUGGAUGAAAAC